Messenger RNA from Miscanthus lutarioriparius, 258 nucleotides. The record is from the annotation of a GenBank genome assembly. Lineage: Eukaryota; Viridiplantae; Streptophyta; Magnoliopsida; Poales; Poaceae.
AUGGGCGGCGGCGGCGCACAUGGCGGCACCACCUACAAGAGCUACACAAUCCCGCACAACAAGCGCUGGCACACCGUCGCCGGCAAGGGCCUCUGCGCCGUGAUGUGGUUCUGGGUCUUCUACAGGGCUAAGCAGGACGGUGCCACGCUCUUGGGUUUGCGUCAUCCUUGGGAUGGGCAUGAUGACCACUCUCAUGGUCAUGGACAUGGGCAUGAGCUUCAGUUCAUAUGUUGUGGAAAAGAAUCUGGUGUAUGUUGA